Molecule: messenger RNA, 1477 nt
Organism: Trifolium pratense (red clover)
Lineage: Eukaryota; Viridiplantae; Streptophyta; Magnoliopsida; Fabales; Fabaceae
Exons: 5
Coding region: 97-1278 (393 amino acids)
Source: RefSeq, a predicted model, not a curated record
GAGAGGCACACACUACACACAUGGCAUUAACGUUGUUGGUGUGUAGUAUAGAGUAGAGUAGGGGUUUUGGUUUUGGUGGUUUAUUAUAGCGGCGGAAUGGGAAAACGAGAGAAGCAUAAGCAGAAACACGAUAGAACUCAACGAGAUAGAAGUUACUAUCUUCAAGAUAAUGAUAAUGAUCAUGAUCAUGAUACUACACAACCCUUCUCUUCUACUUCACCUGCUGAAAAAGAAGAACAAGAUGAAAUAGAAGAUGCUGAUGAUGACAACAAUGAUGGAGAACAAAAUCAUGAACACCCAUCUCAUGAUUUGCCUUCAAAAUUCCUCCUUUACCAACAAUCUGUCCAGUCUCCCAAAGGAGACAUCAGUUAUUUGCAAAAGUUCUUUCUCAUGUAUGUUGGUGGAAGGAUGCCCCUCCAUCUUCAAGAAGAUUUCUGUGGCACUGCGCUUCUUAGUGCAGAAUGGCUCCGCAGCGAUCCAAGAAAGACAGCUGUAGGAUUAGAUUUGGAUCUCGAGGCACUGAAUUGGUGCCUGGAAAACAAUAUACCUAAAAUUGGGGCUGAUGGGUUUUCUAGAAUAUCCCUCUUUCAUGGCAAUGUGCUACAACCUCUCCAGUCUAAACUUGUGAAAUUGGAUCCCGAGGAGCUGGUAAGGAGCAUUUCACUGUCGCAGAAUACAGAAAACCUGCAGACUGAUGGGCUCGAGUCGGAUGUCCCAACAAGCUCUGCUUCUCAAGAUGAUGAUUUGACUAUGAAAAAUUUUCCACUGAAUGGAAGAGAUAUUGUGUGUGCUUUUAACUACAGCUGUUGUUGUCUCCACAAACGCACUGAACUGGUUUUGUAUUUCAAGCAUGCGCGUGAAGCCUUGUCAACGAAAGGUGGAAUUUUCGUAAUGGAUUUAUAUGGAGGUACAUCUUCAGAGAACAAGUUGAAGCUUCAGAGAAGAUUUCCUAAUUUUACGUAUGUAUGGGAGCAAGCUGAAUUUGAUAUUAUUCAACGCAAAACAAGGAUUAGCCUCCAUUUUCAUCUGAAAAAGGAACAGAGAAAAAUUCGCCAUGCAUUUUCAUAUAGUUGGCGUCUGUGGACAUUGCCCGAGAUCAGGGAUUGCUUAGAAGAGGCUGGAUUUCGAUCCGUUCACUUUUGGGUCCGAGAGAUGCCAGAUACCUCAGAAAUAACAAGAACUGAGGGAUUUGGUGCGGGAAAGGAUAUAAAAUAUGAAGAGACAACAAGUUUUCAGCAACAAGAUUCUUGGAAUGCUUACAUAGUUGGUGUUGCAUAGAUUCUUAGGAUGUUUAACUUAGUUUCUGCUGCUUUAUUUCUGUCAUAACUAGAAAAAAAACACCACUUGUAAUCUGUUUCUUUGCUUGUAACUUACUUUUCUUUCUUUAAUAUUUGGUUCUAAAUUGGAUUUAGCUUUGAGAUUAUGAAGCUUAACAAGCUUUUACAGGUAUAUUAAGUUUGGUUUGAAAUUUUCAUAA